This is a messenger RNA of Thamnophis elegans (Western terrestrial garter snake), 774 nucleotides long. It is a transcript of the gene CCDC172, whose product is annotated as coiled-coil domain containing 172. The record is from RefSeq and is a predicted model, not a curated record. Gene Ontology annotation, cellular component: cytoplasm. The coding region runs from base 1 to 774 and encodes 257 amino acids. The transcript has 8 exons. Lineage: Eukaryota; Metazoa; Chordata; Lepidosauria; Squamata; Natricidae.
AUGAACCUAGACUCCUUGUUCCAGCAAAUCUUCCUUGUAGAACAGAAAGCUGAAGAAAAGAGGUGUCUGAUGCAUCAAGUUAAACAGGAGAUAAGCAAAAAUCACGAAAAAGCUAAUGAAAUUACACAGCAACUUGGUGAAGAAAAACAAAAAUUGGAAAUUGAAGCUCAGUUGCUAUCUGAAAAGCUCUUUAACUUGGAACUUUUCAAGAAACGGAAAGAGAGUUUAGAAAAACAGAAAGCUGAUCUUCUAAGUCAGAAGAACACUAAUCUUGAAGCAUAUAAAAAUCUAAAGACAAAAAUUGCUGAAGAAGAUGAAACAUUUUUGAAGGAAAUUAAAAAUUUCAACAAUGAAUAUGGGUUAAUAUUAAAUCGGGAACUUGUAAUUAAAAAAAGAGCUCAGACUGAAAUUGGUGAACUAGAUCAGAAGGAAAGUCUUCUGAGAAAAGAAAUAGAAUCAAUGGAGCAUGAAACAAUUCAAUUAAAAAUAUUUCAUCUACAGAAGAAUGAAUUAAAGCAGGAUUUAUCUACUCUCCAGAGGAAACUUAGAGAUUUUGAAAAAAAAUUAGCAGAAACUAAAUCUAUCACAAACGGCUUAGAAUUAGAAAAAAUAACAAUUUCUGAAAAACUUCAGACCGAUCCAGAAUAUAUAAGGCUUAAAAAGCAGUUGGAGAAUUAUAAAGAAGAUGAAACGGAAAAUGCCUGUGAGGCUCUUCAAAUGGAAAUUGAAUUUCUGCAGAUGGAAUUGUUACAAAAAAAGUCUUCAGUCAAAUAA